This is a messenger RNA of Paramuricea clavata, 1209 nucleotides long. Lineage: Eukaryota; Metazoa; Cnidaria; Anthozoa; Malacalcyonacea; Plexauridae. The record is from the annotation of a GenBank genome assembly.
AUGCAAAAUGAGUCUGAAGCAGAAGGAACAAACAGGCUACAAAAGAGAAAACAAGACCAAGCAACCGAAACAGUUGAUGAACGAGCAAGAAUACUUGAAAUACUACGAGCAGUUUUUCACACAGCAAGUUCAAAUGAAAAUGACCAAGAAUCAAAUGAGCAGUUGAGUAUGUCUGUUGAUGCAACUGUAGAUAUAUCUGUUCCUGAAGCAGACGAGGAUAGUGAGUCUGUACAUGAAGCAGAGGGGCCAGAGGUGAGUAGAAAUGAAUAUUUACAUGAGGGUGGUUGGCAAAAUGUUGACAACCCUCUGCAUGAGCUAGAGUUUGUACAAAAUGAAAUGCACAGUUUUCAUUUAGAUCAAGAACAUUUAGAGCAUCGACAAUGUAUAAUGUGUAAAGAAGCUUGGCCGACACGACAGAAUUUAGCAUCAGAAGUAUACAUUUGUUACCGGUGUAAAAGAGACAAGAAAUCACCCAAGAAAUUCAGUGCGGAGAAUGACAUGGACCCAGGAAUAGUUCCUGAACAAUUGAGAGGUUUGACACAGGUAGAAGAAAUGUUAAUUUCAAGGGUUUGUCCCAUUAUGAGAGUGUAUAGAAAACAUGGGGGUCAGAGGGGGUAUAAAGGACAUGUACUUAACUUACCACAAGAUAUUCAAAGUUUCUUGAAUAGGUUGCCUUCUCGUGUGGCAGACUUGCCUGUCUUGAUUGUGCGAAGACAUGGUGCAGAAGACACGCAUCGAGACUUUACUGUGCGUCGACACAAAGUUCUUGAGGCUGUACUAUGGUUAAAGACAAACAAUCCGUUCUUUAAAAAUAUUGAAAUUGAUAGAGAUGUCAUCCAAAGUUUACCAGAAAAUGGUAUUCCUGAUGAGCUAAGGUAUGUCAUUGAUGAAAAUGAGCUUUCAGUUCAUGUUGAAAAUGAGGGGCCUCCCCAAGACCCAGUAAUGAGUGCUAAUGCAAGUGUGGAAGAGUUAGUUUUAGGAAGUGGCGGUACAUCGUUUAUUCCUAUGCGUCAAAGACAGAGAAAAGAAGGUGCGGCUAUCCAAGAUGCAGUAAAUGAGGUUGAUCCAUUAGACUGGCCAUCUACUGAAGGUAAUCUCAUUAUGGAGGUUUGCUUCUCACCCUCGGUUUCCUUAUUGGGCGUUAAACAUGAAACAACGACAUCAGCUGUUGUCACAAGCAAAUGUUUACUUGCGUCAACAUCCUGCUGA